AUGGCAUUGUCAUAUUCAGAUCAGUCAACAACAGCAAAUGAUAUUUCAGAGGAGACCAAAAACAAUCAAGAAGAAAACCCAACAUUGAAAUCAAAGAGUUUACAAUAUAAAGAAGAGAAUGCAUCAUUUAAUGAACAAAUCGGAAAUUCAUUAACAAUUCCGCAUGUAAAUCAACAUCCAAUGUCGCAAUCAGCUUUGUUUCCUGAAAAAUCUCAGUCAUCAAUAAUUACCGAACCUCAUCCAGUUGGGCAGUGGCUAUCAAUGAAUUCUGCUCUAAACCGUUGA
Molecule: messenger RNA, 285 nt
Organism: Rotaria sp. Silwood2
Lineage: Eukaryota; Metazoa; Rotifera; Eurotatoria; Philodinida; Philodinidae
Source: the annotation of a GenBank genome assembly